This is a messenger RNA of Oreochromis aureus, 2017 nucleotides long. Its product is annotated as synembryn-A. Bases 170 to 2017 code for a protein of 615 amino acids. NCBI's taxonomy places the organism in Eukaryota, Metazoa, Chordata, Actinopteri, Cichliformes, Cichlidae. The transcript is spliced from 11 exons. Gene Ontology annotation, molecular function: G-protein alpha-subunit binding; guanyl-nucleotide exchange factor activity. Gene Ontology annotation, biological process: G protein-coupled receptor signaling pathway. The record is from RefSeq and is a predicted model, not a curated record. Gene Ontology annotation, cellular component: cytoplasm; plasma membrane.
AGUGAUUGAAUUGAGCAAAUUCAAAGCUGAACACAGGACUCGGGGCACGUACGUGGAGAAAUAAACGCUUGGCGACGACCUGAAGCAAAGUCGGAGCGGUGAUUUGGUUUGUCAUAUUUAAGAUAUACACUUUAUCACCUGACUACGAUACUGAACUGUGCGAGGAAGUAUGAACGUGGACAUCGAGGGGAUAAUCCAGUGCAUCAAGCAGGGAGAUGAGAAUGGUGUUCAGAUAAGGCUGCAGGAGUUCAACAAAGAGUAUGCCCAGUGCUUCUUCUUUGACACAGACGAGAGGGAAAGACGGAGAAAUUUAGGUGUUGUCCUUGUGAGGUUCAUAAGGACGGAAGUCAAAUGUCACCUGUUGAGAGUAUGCCUACGCACCCUGAGGAUCCUGUCCCGGGACCAAAAAGUCUUGGGGCCUUUGGUGACCGACAGCGCUCUCCUGACUCUGGCCAAACUAGCCGGGCUGACCACAAGUGACAUCAGUGACGAAGUCAGCGACCCCGACUCUGAUUUCUACGAUAACAUCAUUUCCUCUCUCACCGAAACCAAAGUGCUGCAGGGUCACACUAAUGAGGAUGAAGCUGAAGCUGAAGCUGAAGCUGAAACUAACGACCAAAACGACGAGCCGCCGGCCUUCGACGAGGAUGCCAAAAGUGACAUCAGCAUCACCAACAGUGGCGAUUUGGACAGCAUCAGCUGGUUUGGGAGCCACAGGACGAGCAUCAACGAACUGCACAGAGGUGGGACGCAUCACAGGGUCCUGGAGCGAGGGAGGAGGGACCGCAGGGAGAGCAAGAUGGAUGUGGAGGAAGAGGUGGAGGAGGUGGAGUCCGGAGAGGAGGCAAAGAGAAAAGAGGCCAUGAAGGUGUUGUGUAACGUGGUGUACAACAGCGCCUGGGCACAGGAAAGGUUCAGUGCUCUCAGGCUCAUGUGUGGUCUCAUAGAGCGCGUAUCCUCCAGUGUCAGCUGGUCGAAUCCCUCUAGUGCUCAGUUUUAUGAACUGCGCUUCAUGUUCCUGAUGACUGCACUCCGGCCAGAGCUCAGCACCCAGCUUAAACAGGAGGGAGGGGUUUCCAUCCUCACAGCAGCCUUGGAGAGCUGCCUGGAGGUGCAGUGGAAGGACCAAUAUGAGUGCGUCUUGGACCCACAGGCACAGCCCAUCUCUCUGGAAACCUCUCAGCGCGUCACAGAGAUCCUCAAAAUUCUCUUCAAUAUCACGCACAGCACCCACAAGCAGGACCCAAGUGAGGAUGAUGCGGCUCUGUACCGACACCUGGUGGCGAUCCUGCGCCUCUGUCUGAUGAGGAAGUGUCUCCUGUCAGAAGACACAGAUGAACUGCAGGGUCACACAGUGAACCUGUUGUCAGCGCUUCCUCUGCAGUGUCUCGAUGUGUUGCUGACGGUGCCCCUGGAGCCAGAUUCAGAGCAGUGCGAGGGGGUCAACAUGGACUGCGUCCACACCCUGCUGAUGUUCAUGGAGAGACGCCUGGAGGCGGGAGAUAAGAUCAAAGAGAAGCUGACACCAAUCCUCAAUCUGCUGACGGAGAGCUGCAGGGCUCACAGAGAAACACGGCACUACAUCAGAAAAUAUAUCCUGCCUCCUCUGAGAGACGUAUCACAGAGGCCAGAGGAAGGCACCACAGUGAAGAGCCGUCUGAUUCGUCUUAUGACUCAUCUGGACACAGACCUCAAACAUUGUGCCGCUGACCUCAUCUUUGUCCUCUGCAAGGAAAAUGUGAGGCGUUUUGUGAAGUAUACGGGUUACGGUAACGCAGCAGGUCUGCUGGCCACCAGGGGGCUCCUGGGAGGUCAGGGGCCCAGGACCUCUGAUACCCAGUACUCCAGCGACUCUGAUUCAGACACCGAGGAGUACCGGCAGGUCAGAGACCGCAUCAACCCGGUGACGGGGCGGGUGGAGGCAGUGCAGCCAGACCCUAUGGAGGGCAUGACAGAGGAGGAGAAGGAGGAGGAGGCCAAGAGGCUGAUCAUGCUCUUCAACAAGCUGUCCAGGUAA